This is a messenger RNA of Drosophila virilis, 10094 nucleotides long. It is a transcript of the gene mmd, whose product is annotated as disintegrin and metalloproteinase domain-containing protein mind-meld. Gene Ontology annotation, molecular function: metalloendopeptidase activity. Gene Ontology annotation, biological process: proteolysis. NCBI's taxonomy places the organism in Eukaryota, Metazoa, Arthropoda, Insecta, Diptera, Drosophilidae. The record is from RefSeq and is a predicted model, not a curated record.
CAGCGCAAGAAAAGAAAAGGCAGCAGGCAAAAGGACACAAAUUCAAUUAAAUGCAAACACACAAAUGCAGUUGGUUCCUGGAUAAUAUAAACUCAUAUAAAUAUUAAUAAAGGCAAAAACACAAAAAGAAUCACACAGCCACAAUAACAACAAAAAUGACAAGCAGACAAAGAUAAAAUAUUGCGAUUACACAUAAUUGCGAUUCGGUGAGCAGGCGCAUUCAAUCAAGCAACCAACCAACCCACUAACCAAGCAAUCGGGAAGAAAAAGGUGCACCUUUAAUAAAAAAUAACAAAAAAAAAAAAAAUUAAAUUAUAAUAAAAAAAGCAUAAAAAGAGAAAAUAUUUUGUAAAGAUUUUUUGCCAUUUUUUUUUAAUGUUUGCCCUCAAAACGACAAACAAAAAGUGUUCAUGUAGUUAAGUGUGCUGUAAAACCAAAUUUGAAAUCUGAAAUGCCAAAAAUAACAACAGCGCUAUUAAAAAAUUAAAUCUAAUAAAAUAAUUAUUAAACAUACUAAAUUCUUGCUCUGCAUGCAAUAAAUCGCAUUGAAAAUAAUUUUAAAUAUAUUUAAAAUAGAACAGCAAGCAGCAAUUCGGGCGGCAUAAGUUUCGACAAGCGCAUGGAUCGGCUUCGUAUGAUAGACAAUUGCAAUCGGUAUACGCCCCUGAACGGCGGGCGUUUGUGACAAGUUUCUGGUGAAGCGAACAGCAAUUAUUUUUUUAUUGUGAUUGUGAAACGAGAGUUGAAAAACAGUGAUUUUUUGUUUAUUUUUUUGAAACUCGUACAAGUAAUAAGUGAUUAUUAAAAAAGUGCUAGACCUAAGUGUGUGAAAAGGGGCGGCAAAAUAGUCGUAAGGAAGCUGGUCAGCAAGGGCAUUGUGCAGCGCGAAAUGAUGCCGCAAUAUCGACUUGACCUGCACACUGACGUCAGCCGAGCAACACCCAGUCACGCCUGCCCGCCACUGCCAUACAACACAACCUCUGCCUCAGCCACAGCCAAGGCCACAGCCACAACCUUAGCCACAGCAGCUGCAACAGUCACUGCAACAGUCCCAGCCUUAGCUUCUGCCACCAACUGCUGUGGAAGAUCAAGCUAAACCACAAGCAACAUAUUAGAAAGAAUUAAAGCCAAACAAUUAGAAGCCAAUUUCCUCAGAGCUUGAAAGCAAUUGCGACAAUCGUAUGUGAGUGAGAGAUUGCGGCUGUAUCAACUAAAAAGCCUAUCAGCCAGCAGCCGUUUGAAGCAAGUCACCUUUGGUCGGGAGAGCACCAAGGCCAACGAGAAGACGUCAGUGCAACCGCCGUCAUGUGGAUAACACUCGCUUCUUUGGUCGUCAUCAUAGCCCAGCUUUGUGCCUUGGUCCACUCCGCUGGUGAAGCUGAUUAUACACUCGAUGAUUCAUUUUGGAACGAAGAAAGUCCAGUUGGCGAGGUGGAACGUUUACUCAAAGAGUAUAGACAAAAUCAGGAACUUGUGCGUCGUAUUGGUGGACAUUAUUAUCAAAUAAUCUAUCCGGUGCAACUGCGUCAUCACGAAAAGAUGGGAAUCUCAACUCGCGAAGUUAGUCCCCCAAAGGUACGCAAAGAUUUGCAUAAGAGAAAUACUAGAAAAAUCGAAACAAACACAAUGCCGGGACAACGUCCACGCCCACAUGAUGACAGCGGAUUCAGCAGAGGCAGGACAAAGAAACAUUUUCAUCGCACCUCACUGCUUAUCAAGGCAUUCAAUCACAAAUUCCGUUUGGAUUUGGAAUUGAACUCUCAACUACUUUCACCCAACAUACAACAGAAACACUAUCACGUCGGUGGAUACCAAGUGGAUGGCAAUCGGCAUGACAUUGAGCACUGUUACUAUCAUGGCACAGUGAAGGAUUAUCCAGGCGCUAGUGCCGCCUUUCAUACCUGCAACGGCGUUAGCGGUGUCAUACAUAUUGGCAACGAGACCUUUGUCAUACAUCCCUUUUACGGCGGUGAUCUAUCGAAACAUCCGCAUGUGAUUUUCGAGGCGCGCACCAAGGCCAAUAAGGGUUGCGCCAACUCUGGCAAUUUGGACUCGUGGCGUCUAUCCCGUCGCACCAAGCACCUGUCGGCGGGCGUUGUCGAUGAGAUACACCCGAAUGGGGCAGGCCGCUAUAAGCGGGAUGUGCGCGAGGCAACCAAAUAUAUCGAGACGGCCAUCAUAGUCGAUAAGGCCAUGUUCGAGAAGCGGAACGGUAGCACACGCGCCGAAGUCAUCCACGAUGCCAUACAGGUGGCCAAUAUAGCUGAUUUGUAUUUCCGCACGCUGAAUACUCGUGUGUCUGUGGUGUACAUUGAGACGUGGGGCAAGAACCAGGCGGCCAUUGAUGGCAGCAAGGACAUUAGCAAGGCCAUAUCCAACUUUAAUGACUACACUUCAAGGAAUCUGUAUCAAAUCGAGAGGGAUACCACACAGCUGUUAUCCGGGGAAACGUUCGCCGGGGGCGAGGCUGGCAUGGCCGUGCCCGAGACUGUCUGCACGCCCCGUGCCGUUGGCAUCAGUGUCGAUGUCAAUGUGUAUGAGCCGCACCUUUUGGCGGGCACAAUGGCCCAUAUGAUUGGCCACAAUAUUGGCAUGGGCCACGACGAUGGGCGUGAGGAAUGCUUCUGCCGGGACUGGCAUGGUUGCAUCAUGGCGCAAUCAAUAGUCGGCCAGGAGAAUGUGCAGCCAUACAAAUUCUCAGAAUGCAGCAAAAAGGAUUACAUUGACGCAUUGCGAACGGGUCACGGGCUUUGUUUACUCAACAAGCCCAACGAGAUUGAGUUGCGGCGCAACUGUGGAAAUAAAAUCAUCGAGGAGGACGAGGAGUGCGACUGCGGCACGUUCGAGGAAUGUGCAUUGGAUCCCUGUUGCGAUAGCAUCACAUGUAAGCUGAAAUCCGAAGCACAGUGCGCCAGUGGUGCCUGCUGUGACCAAUGUCGGCUGCGACCCAAGGACUACAUAUGCCGCGACUCGCAUAACGAAUGCGAUUUGCCCGAGUAUUGUGACGGCGAGGUGGGCCAAUGUCCCGUUGAUAUCUACAAGAAGAAUGGCUCCCCCUGCGGCCUUAGCAAGUCAGGUGUUUCGGGCUAUUGCUUCCAGGGAUAUUGCCCCACCCUGAAUUUGCAAUGCGAGGCCAUUUGGGGCUACGGCGGCUUUGCGGCCGAUCGUCAGUGCUAUGAACAGUUUAACUCGAAGGGUUCCAUUAACGGCCACUGCGGUCGCGAUGCCAACGAUCAUUACAUUAAAUGCGAGCCAGAGAACGUACAGUGCGGCACGCUGCAGUGCAAGGAGGGCGAGCGACAGCCAGUGAAUGAUGGAAUCGACCAGCUGUACUCGCGCACAAUUAUCUCCAUCAAGGCGCAGGAAUACGAAUGCAAGGCAACCAGCGGUCAAGUGGGCUCCAACAGCUAUCCAAAUCACGGUUUGGUCAAGGAUGGCACACCAUGCGGCGAUAAUUUGAUUUGUCUUAACCAAACGUGUGUUAGUCUCUUUCCGCAUGUGGAUCAAACCAAGUGCCCAACAAAUAAGCAGGGUCAAGAGUGCUCUGAGCGUGGUUUCUGCACCAACGCAAAUCGUUGCUUCUGCGAUAUGGGCUGGGGCGGCACAGACUGCAGUACGGUCGUCCUUUUGACAACACCACUGCCAACCGAAGCAUUGCCAACGCCGGAGAAUACAAUCAAAAUGGAGAAGAAAGAAACUCCAUAUGAGAACUACCACGGCUCAAAUACAGUGUUCCUAGUCGGUGUUCUAAUGUCAGUUGUAGGGUUCGUUUUUAUAACAUUCACCUUGAUGGCAUUGUGCUACAGGUCAGUUGUAGUACAUAGAAACUUCUCCCUGUGUCUGAGACGCAAGACAACCACCCUUAAGUACGAUCCGCCCUUCUCAAAAAAACCCAUCCCCAAGGGCUACGGCGGUGCGGCAACGGCGCCCAACAACCAUCAUUCCGUCGAAGAGGUGUCCUUAGAUGGCUCCAGUAAAUUGGUGUAUGCCAAUCAAGCCGGAUUCAGGGAUAAGAAUUUACAUGGACGUCGCUAUACGACGGGUGGUGAGGAUGAUCAAUCACAUGCAGAAAAGGGCAUACUGAAGAAGCAUGGUUACGGACUUGUGCAUGGCGAGCAGCUGAAAGACAAGUGGUGCGAUGACAGCCAGUCGGAUAAUCUGGAGCUGAUUACACAGGAUGGUACACAGACCUCGACAAUUGGCGGCGCGGCUGCCUCAGAAGUGGAGCGCACGCUCAAAUCGCUGAACGGUUACCAUGAGGACAUUUUAGAGGCGUUGCGUAAUGCGGCCUCGCAUCGCGGCACCGGCACUGGCAACACGCCCGUCGGCAGUGGCAGCCUCAGUGAGGAAAUGUUGCGCAAAACACUGCAGGACUGCAACAAUGCCCAGCUGGGCUAUGCCGCUGAGCCUUACAAGCGGGCCAGCGGCUCCAAGUCGAGCUCGCGUGAGAAUAUCUGCGAUAGUGCCGCCGCACAUGCCAUUUUGUUGGACGGUAGUGGUUCCGCGAUGGGCGGCUUGACACUUGGUGCUGACAUGAGCGGCGGACGGGGUGUUGGUAGUGGCAUUGGCGUUAGUGGUGCUAGUGGCUUAGCGAACGCAAUUGGGCAUGGCGGGGCAAUGAUGCAUCACCAUCGAUCGCAACAUCAGUUACAUCAGCCUCCUGGGCUGGCACUGCAACAGCAGCCAACUGACGAGGAUGAUGCCCCAUCGACUGGACCGCUGCGUAUACGCAAUCUGGAGGAUCUGAUAAGGCAGCUGGAGCAUCAUUCGUCACGUCACAUGAGUCCCAGUGGCUCCGAGGAUAUACGCAUGUCGGAAACUGAGGCCGAUCGUCACUAUAGAUUAGAUAGUUCCGCCGCUUGUAGUGAGUCCUCGCAAGGCUCGAACCAGCAAGCAGCUCAAUCUCAGAAAACAGCUACAAUUCACCCGUCUUACAGCAGCCGUUGCCGGCCCCGCUCUGACGAGGAUACGCGCUUUGCCUACGGCGGACGUUACCGCCAGCCGGCGCCCACUGGCCGCCAUCCAACGCAUCAGUCGCAUUCUCCGCAUGCAUUCGGACACCAUACACACCAUUCGCACGCCCACGGACAUGCCACACAUGGUCCACACUCAUCGCACCACUCGUCGCACACGCACCUGCACCAGGACGAUGAGGGCAUCUACGAGAGCGCCGAUCAUCAUGAGCGCGGAGUUCUUGACACGCGACUCGAUCAACAGGAGACGCCCGAGAGUGAAAGUGAUGACUUUAUUCAAGCUCAACAACAGUUAGCCCGGUGGGCGAGUGAGGAUGUGGUAUCCGUCGUGGUAUUGGACCAGCCGCAAUCCGGCACAAUGUCGGAUUCCCAACCAUCCAGCGGCGUCGCGCCCAUGUCGGUAGCUACAACGAACAACGUUAUCCACCAUCAGCAUCCGCACCAGCACCACGGCGAUCAUCAAUCCUCCGCAGCGGCAGCAGCUGCGGCGGCGGCGGCGGCGGCAGCCAACAACAACUCUAUAAUGGGUAUGGCAGUCGUCCCAAAUGGUAUAAAUGUAAGUCAGAGGGACUAUUACCCCUCGCCACCCUCAACGGAGACGGAAAGCAGUGGAAGUGUUAUCCAGCCACUUACGCGCCGCACGUUGCAAUCACAAUCGGCAGACACGGCGGCCAUAAGCCAACAGCAAUUACAGCUCCAUCAGCUGCAAUUGCAUCAGCAUCAGCAAUAUCAGCAUCAUCAUCAGCAGCAGCAGCAGCAGCAUCAGCAGCAUCAGCAUCAGCUUCAACAGCAAUCGGUCGAUACCAGCAGCAGCAACAACAGUCAAUCCGGUCAAAUAACCGAGAAUGGCUGCUACCCGGAAUAUAAGCAUUGACAGUUCAAACAUCUUUAGCUUCAGCUGCAUCUACAGCAUCACCAAAGUAAACUCGCAAAGCUCGUCCGUUUUCUGGCCAAACCCAAAGACUGGCAAAGACAGGCAAGCGUUCAAAUCAUACGAUUCAGUCAGACUUUUGGUACUCGCAGUACUCUAGCAUAUGCAUACAUAGUUUAAAAAUAAUAAAUGAAUUAAAAACAAAUGAAGUGAAAACAUAACAAAUAGCAUACAUUAUCGUAUAUAAUUACGUACAUACACAUCUAGUUAUAGUAUGGGAUAAAUGUAAAGUUAAAAAAAAGUUAACGCCACGCGAGCUAAACAAAACAACCAAUUAAUUGAUUAUAUGUAGGUCAUUGCACUCCCACACACACACAGUCAUACAUGUACAUACAUACUUCAUGCAUGCAUACAUACAUAUAUACAUACAUACAUGCAGACAGACAGACAUAUACGCGAAUAUGCACUUACAUGUGAAUUAGAUUUAACAAUUUUUAUACUUAAUUACAUACUAGUAUGUACAUACAUAAGUACCUCAGACGUGCCGGCGACGCCUGAUAAAUUCAACAUAUUUCUAAUGAAUGUAAUAAUUGUAAAUACCUACACACGCAUACAUAUGCAUAGAAACAUACAUAUGUUUGUUAUAUAUAUGUAUGAAAACCAGAGCUGGGAAAUAAUAUAAAGUAAAUGUCUUUUGAAAGCACUUACAUACCCAAAACAAAAAGCAAACAGGAAAAAAAAAGAUUGAAUUCAAUAAUAGACCCAUUUAUAACUAUCGAUAGCUUUCUAGCUGCGAUAUGUGCAGAAGUCAAGAGGUGUACGAGUAUUAUGAAAUUUUGAGAACAAUUUCUGUGCAAUGUGUGCGAAAAGAGAGAAUUUAUUUCCAGAUUGGGAAAUAAUAUUUUUUUUUUUUUGUGCCGUCGUAUUUACAUACGUAUAAGUCUCUGAUCUGCCGCUAGAGACACUGAUGCUGAUGCAGAUAUAUGUGCGCAUAUACCAUACAUCCAGAUUAAGAAAUACUGUUUGUGCCAUGUGCUGCAAAAGUUAACCUUGAUAUGGGCAAAUUUUAUAACGACUGAUAGAUUUUGAGGCCGAGUGCCAUCAAUUCACAUUGAAUAACUUAAUGGAUAACCAUUAUAAUAGGAGUAAUGCGUUUUAUUAUGAUAAGGCAAACAGUUAAUAAAAUAUGAUAAAGCAUAAGUAACAAUCUGUAACAAUAACAAUUAUAGACAUAUUACGCGCGAAUUAAUCGUAACGGUUCAUGCUAGAUAAUCGCAGGUAUUCAUAACAUGAUUGUGUGAAAAAGAAGAAAAUUAAGAAGAUGAAAAAAACACUGAUUGAAAAGCGUUUAAAGGUUAUGUUGUGGUUGACCAAACUUUCGAAAUCAAUUUCUCUACCCUUUCAAGUACUCUGAGCUGAAAAAGCAGAACCUUUUAUAUAUAUACACUAAUUUGAUGAUAUGAUAUACUUAAAACGCCUGUCAGCCAUACGUUAGAAUGAAAUGCAACUAAGCUUUCGAACAGAUUUCACGUAUGUGCUGCAAGCAUGCGGUGCUACUCAGCUUUUUUUUUUGUCAUAUGUGGAAUGUUUAUCAAAAUUUCAUAAUUUCUAAAAUCAUCUGCACUGACUAACACUUGGUAUGUACACUAGCUAGCCUUUUGAUGACUAGUAGUAUAAUUAGUUAAAGAAAGAAUUAAAAAUUAACACAUUAAUUCACACAUACAUAAGCAUUAAAAUAAGUACAUUCAUUCAAACAUAUGUUUAAGUAUAUGCAAACUCGUAGAUAAUCCAGGACAAGUGCUUGUUCAAAGAUUGGUCACAGAUGGAACAAAGUUUCAUUAGUUAGUACAUUAAUUGGAUGGAUGUUGUCAGAGCUCGAGAAUAUAAGCCAUAAAAACAAAGUAUGUUAGCAUAUGUAAAUACAUACAUAGCUAGUUGUAGAUCAAAUUGAGCAUAUUCAAGAAUCCAAAAAAAAAAAAUAUAACUGAAAUGCAUAUACUUUAACAGGCGUAUUGAGCAAAUAAUAAAUAAGUAUGUCUAUGCAUAUAAGUGUGCACAAUUUCGAAUAUAUUGCAUAUGUAUUAUGUACACAUACAUAUGUAUGUUUUAUAUAUUUGUAUGAGCCAACCAAAAAUAUGCACUUGGCAUGUUUUGAGUCAAAAAGUCCCUUCCACACCCGCAUAAUUGUUUCUAAGUGUCAAUUAUAAGUAGAUUAAAGUUGCAACAAAUAAGCCGCCAGUAUUUGGGACUUAUUCACCCAACCGAAUCCAAUAAAAAUGUUCUAAUCAAAAAUAUAUUGGUUCGGAUUCGGAUUUAGGAUAAUAACAACUAUUUGUAAUUCAUGACCCACGUUGGGCGCUAUACAUACAUUUCCAUCGUUCAUUAUCCCAAUUACAACGCCAAAUGGCCAAGUCGCGUUCUUUUUAAAUUAAGACAAACGUGUUCAUCUUUACAAAUUUUCGGACGUACUAUAAACCUUCAUUCAGAUGAAUGAUUUUUGGCAGGGAUGUGGUGACUGAGCCUGGCGCCUUUAUUUACCAGUUAUUAUAUGGAUUUUUAAAUUGGGUGCCAUUGAUAUUAGCAACUUUCUCAAAGGUGAUAAGGAAAGUGCCUUCGAUGGUCUUCUCAUAGCCAUCGUCCACUCUGACUUUGGCUGAGCUUUCUUGGAUGAUGAUGAUGAUCCGCAUCAACUCUUUCCUCUACUGAUGCCAGCUAAACUGCCCACGUGUAACAAAUGGGCAACAUCCUUAUAAUAGGUGGAUGUAGAAUGGCUUCAGACAAUUUUCGUAGCAUUUUUGAAUAUUCUUCCUGACUCGAAGAGCUCGAAAUUGUGUUCUCCAUAUAGAGUUGCCCAUACAAAUCCAAAAUAUUUGUUUGUUUGUUCGUAAUGUGCAAGACUUUGUUCUCGUUAGUAAAUAAAAUUGAAUGUAUGCCAGGAUAACCCAAUAAUAUAUGUGCAUAUGUUAUAUAUGUAUCUGCAUGUAUGUACAGAUAUGUAUGUACUGUUUACUGUCUUGUAUGCACGGCAAUUGUGGGGAGGGUUUGGCAUAGCCAAGACAUUGAGAAAAUUUACUGAAAUACACAGAAAAAUUACGGUGAACUCAUAAAAAUCAUAUAAUAUGUAGGCAACAAUUUUGAUGGGGGAAUUCACAAAUCCAAACUCAUCUACAUAGCAUAUGCAUGUCAGCAUGUGCAUAUUAAACAGUGUGAAAAGUAAGAAGACAAUUUACAAGCAUUCAUAACUAUACUAAGUACUCUUAACUAUACGAAGACAUACACACUAGACACACACACACGCACACAAUACACAUGCUCGUAUACUAAACAUAAUUAUAUGCAGCUAAUUACACUUGCAUAUUUGGAUACAUAUUUAAGUGUGUACAAUGUAAAUGAAAUAAAACAAUACCUUCGGGAAUCUAGUAAUUUAUCAAAAUACAAACUUAAAAGAAAAAGAAAAACCAAAAAAUAAGAAAUUUGUAAUUACCUUGUAAGUGAUUAUCUUUAAGACAGCAUGUGACUCAAAUUGAUUCGAGGUGUGUAUAAUUGCAUGCGUGCAUAAGUGUAUUUGCUCAAGUGGCACAUGCAUGCGUAUGGAUGUGUCGCUAUAUGCAUACUAAAAUAUAGUAUUACUGAAUAAGUAAUUGAUUAAGUACGUAAAUUUCUUAAUGAUAUUGAUUGGGUUUUAUUGUGACAAGCGCAGUCGUAGUCAACUGCUAAAUAUGAUAUUAUCUAAGAAUGAUUGAUUAAAAGUAUUGUUAUUGACACACACAACACACACACAUUUACACACUUACUCAUGCACACAGACACUCUUAAAAUGCAUACACAAGCAGAUAAUUAAUGAACAUAGUAUGUAUGUUUGUGUGUGUCCCCUGAAUGCAUAAGUAAAUAGGCUAAAUAUUUAAAUAAAUGAAUUAGACAGUUACAAAUAAGAAACGGUACACAGGCGAUCUGAAUAAAUACAAAAUAAAUGCAAAAUAAUAAUGAUAAUUGAAAAUCAACAAGAAAACAACAAUUAGUUGUUAUAUAGAGAUCAAACUUAAAUACGCAGUUUGCCAAAGUGUUAACGAACAACAGCAAUAACAUUGAAAGAAUGAAUAACAAUAAUAUUUUGAAUUAAAUACAAGAAUUCAACAUGAAUUUAUAUGUCAAUGGAUCCUCAACACUCACACAAACAUGCAGACUCACACAGACAGACACACAGAGGCACAAACACAGACGCGCAACAUAUAGAUGAGAAUACACAAAAA